Messenger RNA from Chelonia mydas (Green sea turtle), 1357 nucleotides. RefSeq names its product tubulin delta chain. Lineage: Eukaryota; Metazoa; Chordata; Testudines; Cheloniidae. Gene Ontology annotation, molecular function: structural constituent of cytoskeleton; GTP binding. Gene Ontology annotation, cellular component: cytoplasm; microtubule. The record is from RefSeq and is a predicted model, not a curated record. The transcript is spliced from 11 exons. Gene Ontology annotation, biological process: microtubule cytoskeleton organization; mitotic cell cycle. Bases 86 to 1357 code for a protein of 423 amino acids.
UACAGAGAGCGAGAGAAACAGCGACAAGGCCCCAAAGCAAGCAACUGCCAUAAAUGCAAGCUGCUGCUCCUUCUCUGCAAGGGCAAUGUCUGCUGUGUGGCUACAUGUUGGACAAUGUGGCAAUCAGAUUGGCGAGGAGUGGUGGCAGAUCCUAACCAGUGAGAAGGUGCCGCAUGCAGAGGCUGAUAGACAUCCGUUUUGCUCCCCCGAUGGACAGCUUAGCGCUAUCUGCGUGGACAGCGAACCCAAAGUGGUGAGGAAGCUGCAGAAACGAGUCAGGAGAGGCUCUUUUAGGGAGACCAAUCUUAUCGUGGGGAAGCGAGGAAGAGGCAACAACUGGGCCUAUGGAUACCAUGGCCUGCACUCAGCCAGCGAGAAGAACCUCCUAGAAAGGACGAUGGAGAGUCUGCGGAAGGAGGUCGAGCGCAGAGACUGUUACUGUGGGACGGUGCUUUUCCAUAGCCUCGGCGGCGGUACAGGAGCUGGCCUCAGUUCCCGGCUGUGUGAAGUGAUCCGAGACGAGUACUCCCUGGGUCAGAUCCUGUCAGUGACGGUAGCCCCCCACCAGGCUGGCGAGAGCCCUCUGCAGCACUACAAUGCCUUGCUGUGCCUUUCGUGGCUCCAGAGGCACGUUGACGGCGUCCUCCUGUUCCAGAACGAUGCCGUGCUGAGGAGGACAGCAGCUCUCCUUGCGAAGAAAGCGCCAGUGUCUGACAUGCAGCCCCAGGUCUCCCUCUCCGCCAUGAACACCUACGUUGCUUCCUGCCUUGCUGGGCUGCUUUACCCUCUCAAGGCUUUCACCACAGGAAGUGGGAUCAGCAUGGGGAUGGAACCCGGGGAGCUGCUGAGGUCUGUCUGCCCCGUGCCGACUAUGAAAUUCCUUCACAUUGCUCAAGCCUGCGAGAGGGGGACAGUAUUUUGGGACAGCCUGGCAUCGUCCGUUGUGCAUUCGUUGCCGCGUGCGUCUCACGCAGGACAGCCCCAUUAUAGCACCUCUGUGCUCGCUGUAGCCCACAGCUACCAAGAGGACACCUUUCUUCUGUCCCGUGACUCGGUGCUGAGGAAGUUGAAGCAAGCCUACCGCUGUGUUCCUUGGAAUCCCUUCCCUCUCAGCUGCUGGACAGACUCUCUCAACAUCGUGGAGCCUGGAUGUCACAGUCACUCGCUGACUGUCUGUGCCAACCACAGCAGCUCAGCAGAACUCCUGCAGCAGGUGGUGGCCAGAGCAGAGGCAAUGUACAAGACCAACGCCUACCUCCACUGGUACUGGCGAUACGGCUGCGAGGAGGAGGAUUUCCAGCAGGCCUUCGAGACACUCUGCUCUGUGGCAGACGAUUACAGCCGGCUGGGAGAAUAA